AGAGGGAGUCUCGGAGCUCGCCAUCUCCAGCGAUCUCUACAUUGGGAAAAAACAUGGAGUCAGCUCCGGCAGCCCCCGACCCCGCCGCCAGCGAGCCGGGCAGCAGCGGCUCGGACGCGGCCGCCGGCUCCAGGGAGACCCCGCUGAACCAGGAAUCCGCCCGCAAGAGCGAGCCGCCCGCCCCGGUGCGCAGACAGAGCUAUUCCAGCACCAGCAGAGGGUUAUCCAUGCCAGUGUCCAGUGAGGGAACUGAGAGAAGGCGGCAUGAUCCAGGUAUCUCAGUAACAAAGAAGACACAUACAUCUCAAAUUGAAAUUAUUCCAUGCAAGAUCUGUGGAGACAAAUCAUCAGGAAUCCAUUACGGUGUCAUUACAUGUGAAGGCUGCAAGGGCUUUUUCAGGAGAAGUCAGCAAAGCAAUGCCACCUACUCCUGUCCUCGUCAAAAGAACUGUUUGAUUGAUCGAACCAGUAGAAACCGCUGCCAGCACUGUCGAUUACAGAAAUGCCUUGCCGUGGGGAUGUCUCGAGAUGCUGUAAAAUUUGGCCGCAUGUCGAAAAAGCAGAGAGACAGCUUGUACGCGGAAGUACAGAAACACCGGAUGCAGCAGCAGCAGCGAGACCACCAACAGCAGCCUGGAGAAGCCGAGCCGCUGACUCCCACCUAUAACAUCUCGGCCAACGGGCUCACGGAGCUUCACGAUGACCUCAGCAACUACAUCGACGGGCACACCCCCGAGGGCAGCAAGGCAGACUCUGCCGUCAGCAGCUUCUAUCUGGACAUACAGCCUUCCCCGGACCAGUCAGGUCUUGAUAUCAAUGGAAUCAAACCAGAACCCAUAUGUGACUACACACCAGCGUCAGGCUUCUUCCCCUACUGCUCUUUCACCAAUGGAGAGACUUCCCCAACUGUGUCCAUGGCAGAACUAGAACACCUUGCACAGAAUAUAUCUAAAUCACAUCUGGAAACUUGCCAAUACUUGAGAGAAGAGCUCCAGCAGAUAACGUGGCAGACCUUUCUGCAGGAGGAGAUUGAGAAUUAUCAAAACAAGCAGCGGGAGGUGAUGUGGCAAUUGUGUGCCAUCAAAAUUACAGAAGCUAUACAAUAUGUGGUGGAGUUUGCCAAACGCAUUGAUGGAUUUAUGGAACUAUGUCAAAACGAUCAAAUUGUGCUUCUCAAAGCAGGUUCUCUAGAGGUGGUAUUUAUCAGAAUGUGCCGUGCCUUUGACUCUCAGAACAAUACCGUGUACUUCGAUGGGAAAUAUGCUAGCCCCGAUGUCUUCAAAUCCUUAGGUUGUGAAGACUUUAUUAGCUUUGUAUUUGAAUUUGGAAAGAGUUUAUGUUCUAUGCACCUGACUGAAGAUGAAAUUGCGUUAUUUUCUGCAUUUGUCCUGAUGUCAGCAGAUCGUUCAUGGCUGCAGGAAAAGGUAAAAAUCGAAAAGCUGCAACAGAAAAUUCAGCUAGCUCUUCAACAUGUCCUACAGAAGAAUCACCGAGAAGAUGGAAUACUAACAAAGCUAAUAUGCAAGGUGUCUACAUUAAGAGCCUUAUGUGGACGGCAUACAGAAAAGCUAAUGGCGUUUAAAGCAAUAUACCCAGACAUUGUGCGACUUCAUUUUCCUCCAUUAUACAAGGAGUUGUUCACUUCAGAAUUUGAGCCAGCCAUGCAGAUUGAUGGGUAAAUGUAUCACCUAAGCACUUCUAGAAUGUCUGAAGUCCAAACAAUGAAAAGCAAACAAAUCAAUUAACCGAGACACUUUAUAUGGCCCUGCACAGACCUGGAGCGCCAACACACUGCACAUCCUUUGGUGAUCGGGGUCAGGCAAAGGAGGGGAAACAAUGAAAACAAAUAAAAGUUGAACUUGUUUUUCUCAUGCAUAUGAUUUCCAUUAUGCCUACAGAUAUGGACCCUUUUUCUGUCUCGACUUCUUGAUCGUUGACCUCUGUUUACAACAGAAGGCGGGUACUAAAGUUGGAAGAUGUCCUUUUCUUGUAGCUCACUGCCCACAGACUUUCUACAGAGUCACCCAUCUGUCGGUAACCACAGAGGGUCCAGCACUAAUCGGUGACUGGUGUGCAUAGCGGAGGUUGCGGCAUUACUUUGCACAACUUGCUCUUUGUCUCAUGAAGGAAGUUUUUAUUUUUUUCACCGAUUAUUGCCAGUCAGCAGGAUGGCACGAAAAGGGUCCAUGGCACUAGCAACAAUAGCAUUAUAAUAUAUUACAGGGUAAAUGGGCAUGAAGACUAUAUAUAGCUAAAAAGAGAUAUUGUUUAUAUAUUGUUUUAAUUAAUAUAAAAUGUAGUUACUGGAGUAGCUUUUCCUGUUGAAUUGAUAAGGCACUUUCAUUUUGCACCUUUUUUCUUUAAAUUAAAUGCUAGCGUGUUCACUGUCGUGUCGCAUGUGCACCAGAAACACAAGUUUAACUGAGAAGGCUUGGAAGGUACGUCGGGAGGUAUUUAUGCUGCUGUUUACACAAUUAUUUUUAAAAGACUGGCUGGUCAUAUCUAGAAAUCAUGCUGUUGGAUUAAUUUUUUUUUUUUUACAUGUGAAUUUGGAAUUAGACACAGAACUCUCCCUAAAUUGUACUUUGCUUUUGGAUAAGUUUAAGGAUAGAUGUGUUUAUGCUUCAUACAAAGUUGAGUGAUUCGGGUAGACUUACACCCUCAUGCACAGUAUUUUUCAAAAGCUUUUGAACAUGCCACCUCAUGGAGAUUGGGGGGUGGGGGGGGGCUGCUCAUUUUACAUAGUUGAGUAGACUCAGUCUCAACUUGGAAUUCUUAGGCUUUAAGAACAGAUCAGUAACCAGAAUAUUUAUCAGAAUCUAGCUUUUAGUAGAAGGACCCAAAGAUUUUGUCUGGAGCAAACACACACUCCCCAUGUGUGAAGACAUGAAGCAUUUGGUUCGUGAAUGUUUAUGUUCUUGGUAUCAUCUAGGAACCCUGAGACUUUCAGAGUGAAUGGUUUCUAGACUAACUGCCUCUCCAUGGUGUCAUUCUAGAACACUCUUCUCCAUAUUUCACAGUCAGUGGACAGGAGGGCAAAGGAAACAUACGAUGUUGAACUAGUUUCUCUUAUUUAAAUGUUGACUAUUGUUAAGUCUUUAAAGUGAAGUCGAUGCAAGCUGCAAACAUUUUCUUUUGUAUUUAUCUUCACUAGAAAACUGUGGACUGUAAUUUAUUUUAUUAAAUCUUUAGAAGACAGUUUGGCUUUUGUAUUCAGGUGAGAAAUAUUGAGUUGUUUUUGUUUAAUUUUGUGUAUGUGUGUGUUUUUUGUUUUUUACAUAAUUCCCAGUGGUGGGGAGGGGAAAGGAACAGUCUGAUAAGGCAAGUGUGCAUAUUCUAAAAUAAGUGACCUUUGGUAAUAUAGGUGUUUAGAUGAUUUUAGUCACACUUGGAGUGGGAUUCAAACUCCUGGCCUAACAUCAAAGACCAUGUCUAUAGAGAAGAGAGAACAUCUUCCCAUAGUGUAAAGGUGAGCGUUUCCUAGCACCCUUUUACAGGGAAGAAAGGAUCUCCUCUACCACCAGGGUUUCUUCCCCCAUCCUCCAAUCUUCUGCAGGAAUUCAACUCCUGCUGGGUCACCCAGAGCCCUCCACUCUGUUUUUAACUCCACUGACUUUCUGACUUGUUUCCUGAGGGACUUGGAAAAGGGGAAGGAACUAUUCACACAGAAGUGUGUAUGAAGCCUAAAUAACAUCUUUUAACAAAAGGUUUUUUUUCAAAAAUACAGUAAGGGUUUAGCAUAAGUAGAAGAUGAGAAUAGUAUUUACUUAAAUUUCUUACAAGCAUAUAAAACUUUAUGUGACUUUAUAUAGAGAGGUAACAGUCAAAGUAUAGUAUUUAUAUUUGGGCAAGAAGGAUUAAAUCAAAUUUUUAAUUUAAAUAAACAUAGUUCCUUGAAAAAUCAAUAGUAUUUAUACUCUGAAUAGAGUACCAACUUUAGUUCAGUUAUUUAUUCAUCCUCCCCACCCCGUUGUUUCUCCUUUUGGGAAGAAACGGUGUGUUUUAUUUUGGUUUGGGUUUGUUUUUGCUUUUUUGUCAUUUUGAUUCACUAAAUUUGGGGAUGAUUUUAUUAAAGUCUGUUAACUUCUUUUUAACCAAAGCUUUCUGAAUAUGACCAGCCUCAGGUGCUAGCGCAUUAAAGAGCAACUAAACCUAAUUCCAGUGUCCAUUUGUGAAAUGAUGAGAGCUAAUUGGACUUCUCUGAGGGUGAGAGAGAAUACAAUGUUGAACAUAAAUUUCUUUUCCCAGAAAGGAUUUUGCAUGUAACUAAUGCAAAAAAAAAAAAAAAGCUCUAAUCUCAGUAAGUCACUCCAUGGUGACAUUGCUUUUGGAGUAAACCAAGAUACAUUGACAUGAUGCUGCUACUAGGUCUUUGUGAAAGAAAAACAGGGUGUGGACUUUAAGACGAAGUACAUCGACAGUGUAGGAACAGAGUCGUAGAGGCGUGCUCGGUGAAAUAAGGGAACAACUAUUAUACGGAUCGAAGUUGGGAUCUGAAGUUAAACAAUUUUUGUUGAAAAAAUAUGAAAUGCAGAGAAGGAUGUGAAAAACUUUGUAUUUUUAAUUUCUUCCUUAUUAUAGAAAUACCUGUGUGAUGACACAAAAUACUUGGUGAUAUAGAACAAUUAUUCUUAAUCGUUCUUGUAAUUAAAAUUGCCUAAACAUAAAUGUCCAAUAGUCUUUUAAAGAUUGGAAUCACAUCAUUGUUAUCCUGACUGCUAUAAUGCCUCUUAUACAAUUUUUAAACGUAUGGUAAAUAAGGCUUUUGCACAAAGCCUGAAUACCUUCGGUGACAGUGGUGUCCAAAUGGUUGCAUUGUGUUGUGAAGAAACUGGCCUUGGUCACAAUGAAAUCAAAAGUGCAGAUGAAAGUGCUUUUGGGGGCAGUUUGCAAAUUGUGGUUAAAGCUAUGGAUUUUUUUUUUAAGUGUUCAGCAUCCUAAUUUGCUUUAAAGGUGUGGAUUUUUUUUUAAGUCUUCAGCAUCCUAAUUCACCCUUUCUAACUUAAAGAAAACAUUACUUAAGACACUGCUUCUAAGUUUGGUUGUUCUUUAUAGUGUGGAUAUUCAGAUCUCUGUGAGCGUAUGGGGAUGGGCUGAGGGUCAGGUGAGGAGGGAGUGUGUGAGUGUGUGUGUGUGCGUGCGCGCAUGUGGUUUUUGUAUGUAUGAUGUGUAUGUGUCGGACCGCUUCUAGGCUACUAAGUGUCAAUGGAAAAGAAAAUGUAUUCAAAAUACUUAAAUCAAAACUAGAAGAUGGAAAAAAAAAGAUUUAUUCUAUACAAAGCCUUGUCUGGACCACUUUAGAGAGACUUCUAUUUUUUUAACCCUUCUAUAAAUAUUUGAUGGCACUUGAAAUAUUCCUGCAAUAAAAUGUGAUUUGUGUAAAGAAAAAAAAGAUUUUGUAAUGUGAAACAAAGAAAGAAAGUAAUGUAAUUUUCUAAAAAAAGAAAUACAAACAAACAAACUUUGUAUUAUUUUCUUGAUGGAAUUUGUCUAUCUGUCUUUGGAGAACUUUUUAUUUCAUUGAAUGUGCCAUAGUAGAAAUACGUGUUUUUAGUUUUAGACUUAAGGAAUAGCUGUUUGUGUUCCGACAUUCCAAAAUGCAAAACAACCUAGUAAACUCUUUAAUGAAAAGGUUUAAGUAGGAUGUAAGCGUCUCUCGUUGUUGCUUUUUUGCACAUGUUCUUCAUUCCUCUCUAGUGCAAUAUGUACAUAGAGCACUUCCAGGUGUACUUUGAUCCCUCAGGGAAAAUUACAUAUUUGUACAGUUUUUUUGGGUUUUGUUUCUUGUUUUUUUUUUUUUUUUUGCCUUUUGUUUUUGGCUAAGGAAUGUCGAUUGAAUCACUUGUUAUUGUUGAGGGGCAGCCAGAUAAUAAUCCUAAAGCCACUGUUUCCAACAUUGAUUGUUUAAAUCAUGUGUCCUUCCAAUGCUAUUAUUUGAAGAUAAUAAUAAAAAAUUAUUUUCUGACAGUUCUUUGUGCUGAUUGGUGGGAAAAAAAAAAUGGGUAAAUAAGCACCUUACGAUUGACUUAACUGUGAAUGACAAUCCAUCUUGAUAUCAAUAAUAGAAGCCCUAUCAUUUUGGAGUUCGGGUUAUAAGAAACAAACAAUGCGCUCAGGGAUCUUCUAAAACUCUUAAAACAGGGUGGCCAGUACUACUGGGACAAAAUUGUGUUUUGUAUUGUUAAUAAUUAUGGUAAUACUAUCCCUCCAAGGCACAAGUGAACUGUGUAGAAGUGCGUGUGUGUAAACCUCACUAUUGUUCAUUUUGUUUUGUUCAAAAUGUAUAUGUUCUUCGGUCUUAUGUGCUUAAAAACAUUGAAUAACUUCCAGAGCAGUAUAAAGUGAUGCCAGUAUGUUCAAAAGAUAAACUAAUAGGUCAUAAUCAACCAAGAGCAUCAUUCAAAGUACAAUCCUGCAUACUUCACUCACUGUUUCUCUAAUAAUUAAAAUAUUAUUGAUAGAUUUUAUUUAUAGCAUUAUAUAUUAAAAGGUAUUUCAAAUUCUACAUAGUAUGGAUAAAAAUUUUAGAAGCAGUCGUGAGAUAAGAGCCCUGCCCAUCAGCGCAGUGAGAGAGGUAAAAGUUGAAACUUUUUUUUUUUUCAAAUACCAGCAAGUAACUCCUUUUUUCACUGUGUUCUCCUCUAGAAACAAACAAAAAAAUUCCUUUUGGGGGAUUUUAACUGUCUUCUACUUCCACAUUUGUCAUCUGUUGAGUUAAUAUAAGAGCAAAUGGCUAUAAAGACAAACAAAACCCACCAAUGUAACAGCAACAUGAGCCAGCUUUUAGGGUAACAUUUUGUGUUUUUGAAACAUUUUGAAAGUAAUUAUUUCAAUAUGUUACUUUCCAUAACCUCAGUGAACCUCAGUGUAAUUGUUCUCUUUGAUUCUUCCACACCUAGAGUACACUUUCAGAAGAAGCUUUACGGUGUUUUCUUAUCCCCAAGGAAAAGCAAAAUUUAGGAUAACUUUCCAUGUUGUUUAGAUAAAAAAGAAACCAUCACCUUGUUUUGAUGAUAAAGACUAUGAAAACUGGCAGAAAUCUCUCUCUCCCCAUAUACAUAUACAUAUAUAUAUGUAUAUACACACACAUACACGUACACACACAGAAGUUAUUGACAUACAUAUUAUACCAUUUAGUUCCCAGUUCUUACAAAGAUAUGAUACAGCAGAAGCCCAUAAAAACAACUUUAUCCUAUAGAUCAGGGUAUAUGCCCAUAAAUGCAGUUGCAACAGUACAUUAUCUAUUACUAACAGUCCAUGAUACACAUCUUCAUUGUAUUUCCAAAACACUGGUAUUAUUAAAGAGAUUGCACCAGAUUUGAUGAAAGAGACUUUCCUACUAUUGUUUAUUCUUAAGAUAAGGCUGGCAAGCACUAUCUUUACAAAGUAGUUGGUUUCGCUUCUGGGUCUGUUUGCUUAUUUGUGUAAGUGAGCUCAUUUUUGUCAGGCUCUCAGUACAGUUUUUAAAAUAAUCCAGAAGCCUGGCUUCAUGCUAAGAAGAUAUUGUAGAUGGAGGGGAUCUCCAUGUUUAAGCAGACCCUCAGAACUUAGAGCAAUAAAUACGUUCAGUCAUUUAUUUAUUUAUAAAUGAAUGACAGAAUAUUCAGUCCAAAUAGAAACAAUGCCUUUUCAGCAAUGCAACAUAACAUGGAGUCUUGUGUUAAGAAGGUGAAUAUGAGAAUUUUAAGGAGAUGCCUAGAAAAUCCAUAUUUGCUGUUGACAUUUAGUGUUUGCCACAACGAACAUCACACCUCUUUUUCUGUUUCCCUUCUAAGAACUGAUGAAAGAUAGCUUCCUAUUAGCUUUGACAUGCUGCAUGUGCCAUUAUGUUGUUCUCCAAGGGCAACUAAGUUCUUUGCAGUGUUCGUGUGUGAUUCUUUUCUCCUCAUUAUUACUUUAACAUGGAUGAAUAGUAUUCCUACGAACUUGGUUAUCAUUGAACAGAUUGCAUAUGUAAAUGCAGAUAAUUCUUGAGCAAUAUAGUGAAUAUGAUUUCACACACACACAAAUCUAUAUGUACUGUACACAUCUUCCUGAAUCUAAGACUCUCUUCUUAGCCACAAUGGUUUGAAAUCUCAUAUAAAACAGUGGUAAAUUUUUAAACAUUAGGACAUUAGCUGGCUGCUUCUUUAAAUGUACCUGUAUUGUCUGCCUGCUCCUUUUGUGGAGAUGUGUUUUUGUAUUGGAUGUUUGGGCCAAUGGGAGGCUUCAAGCAACAACAUAUUUUCCCAGUUUAAAUAUAUUUAACAUACGACAAACCCCAGACAAGGCUUUUAAUAUGUAUAAAGAACUGCAGUGUUAGGUGGUUUAUUUGCAAACCGUUUUCAAUGUUGUCCAUUUUUAUGGCACCUUUAACAAUAUUCUUGUUUCCAAAGUACAAAAAAAAAAUAGGUUAAAUAAUCUAGCCAUAACUGAAUGUCAAGCAAUAAAACAAAUGACUUUUGUGCAUAGACUUAAAAAAAUACAAAUUUUAGACAUCUGCAUGUAAAUGCAAUCUCUUGUUUACUGCUUUCUUCAACUUGAGCAAUUGAUUCCUUAUUUACUAUUAACUUAAGAACUUGUAAUGGCCUGUAAACAUUUUCUCUCUUACUCUUCUUUCAAAUUUACCUUUGUCCCUGCUUUUGAGUCAUAAUAUUUAAUGUUGUUCUGCACAUCUCUAUACAGUUAACUUUUUGGCUUUCAUUCUGUAUAGAUAAGAAAAUGUUAUAUUAUAAACAGCCUACUCAGUGCAAAUAUUUAUCUGUUUAUCAAAUCCACAAUAUGCUGUAUAAUACUGGUUUUACUAUAUAAUCUAUUUUAGACAUAGCUGUUUAGAACUAGAGUGUGCUAUUUUUGUGUUUUUCUGAUGUGUGGUGCUAGAUAAGUUACUUUUGUGAACAACAACAACAAAAAACCCUUUUAUUCCUAGACAAUACCACCUUUGGGUCUUGUUAAUUUCACUGAGUAUAACUAUAUAUUUGUAUAUAUAUACAUAUAUAUAUAUCUACCUGUGCCCAACGGCAGCUGUAUCAGAGUGCUGGAUUUGGGACAUGCUUUUCUCUUUAAAUACAUAAUAUCAUGAUAUAAAUUAUUCUAGAGUGUAUUUAAUUAGGAUAAAAUUACUUCCUUAGUAUGGAUAUUUGACAUCUAUAGGGUGAAUUUGUUUAUAAAUAUGGAUAUAUGAAAAUGUAUUAGCAUUUACUUUAUGUUUGCUACUUGGCUUUAUACCAUAUCUCCUAAGCUGAAAAAUAAUUUGCCAGGCCUUCAAGAUCCUAAAGAAACACUCUAGUUUAAUGGAGUAUUAUUUUUUUUCUUACUAAGGCACCUUAUUAUUGGCACCUGACAGAGUUGUGUACUUAGCUCCUAUAAUAGAUAAUACACAUUUAUAUAAAAUGUCCUUGUUGGCUUGAUGGCAGAAUAAACCUUUCCCCUCCUACCUGAGCCAUGAGAAGUAUAGAGACAUCCGCUAUCAUGGCAGAACAUGGGCAAUAAAGCAGCUUUGACAAGGGAUGUUCUGUGUUAACUUGACCUCAACCAGUUCCAUGAACUGCGUGAAGGACCUUCAUUUAAAAGUCAUUUAAUAAUGAGCUUAGUUAAUUCUUUCACCUGUUCUCCCAAGACCUAUUGGCUUUCUUAAAAAAAAAAAAAAAUCCACGUAUAUCAAAUAUCUAACUAAGGAUGUAGUUAACCUUAUUAAAUAUUGAUUAGAAUUGUUCUGUAAUAUUACUGAAUUUGUAAGAUCUUUAGCAAAGAUUUUUGAGCAAUUUAUAAAUAUAGAGCAAAUGUUUCUGUUUACUGCACUUUUUGUAAUUGAAGGUGAUAAAUUCUCAAGCCAUGGUUAUUGGCUUCCAUGCACUGAAUAUUUACCCACAAUUCUAGACAUUUUCCAUUUUUAUGGAAGAGUUGCUGUUACCUUAAUUAUAAAUGCAAUCAUGUGGUUAAUGAGAGCUAAUGCUAAUAGUUAACCUUUUAAAGUGAAUUGGCUACAGUUUAGGGAGAAAUCUCUUUGAAUACAAAUCAUUUCAUUCCUUAUUGCUUCGCUUAGAAAGGGAUUGAAACUUUUUUUUUUUUAGCACCAUUUCGUGUCCUAAGGUUCCUAAGGAUAGAGAUAGUAUCUCUUUGUGUCUGCACAGUGGCCAGCACAUGUCAGCAUUUGAUAAUUGUUAAAUGACAACAAGCGUGCCCCAAUUCCAACUUUUUUCCUGGGUUGUUUUGGUAAAUUUAUAAAGUAUGCCAAGCCUUAUGGUUAAUACUUUCUUCUACAACCAAGUUUUAAAGCCACAUUUUCAAAGACCACAUGAAAUGCUGAUUCUAAUUGUGUGUAGGUCUUGAGGAUUAAGCACACAAAUUUCACAAAACUCUGUGAGUAACAAACUCAGCCUUCUGUAAAUAUACAUGCAAGUUCAGAAACAGUAAUACUGUACCUAUAAAUAUGCGCUGUCUGUUUUGUGUACAGUAUGUAAAAACUCCUUUUCUGCCACACUAAAAAUGCAAGCCAUUUAUGGGAAUCCUAAAAAAUAGUAUUGUACUAAAACUUUGCUAAUGAUCUUUAUUAGAGGAUCAUCCAACUUUUCACUGACAUUGGGUUUUCUUUUCAAUUCACUCUUACAGUAGUCUGCUUAUUUCCAGCCGUUUGUUAUUUUAUUGAGUCCUCAAUUUAAAAAAAAAAUAUUUUGAUUCAUUUUGUAAAUACAAGCUGUAAAAAAGAGAGAUUUAAUGUUGUCUUUUAAAUACUCCGAUUUUCAUUCUAAUAUGAAUGUUGUUAUAUUGUACUUAGAAACUGUACCUUUAAUAUUACAUUACCUUUAUUAAAAGUGCAUUGAACACAUCAAUUUUAGAUGUGCUUUAUGUACUGUUAUCCUAUAAUAAAAUUUCAGCUUCUAAUGGA
Molecule: messenger RNA, 10867 nt
Organism: Cervus elaphus (red deer)
Lineage: Eukaryota; Metazoa; Chordata; Mammalia; Artiodactyla; Cervidae
Gene: RORA
Product: RAR related orphan receptor A
Exons: 12
Coding region: 54-1679 (541 amino acids)
Biological process (GO): regulation of transcription by RNA polymerase II; negative regulation of inflammatory response
Cellular component (GO): nucleus
Molecular function (GO): RNA polymerase II cis-regulatory region sequence-specific DNA binding; zinc ion binding; nuclear receptor activity
Source: RefSeq, a predicted model, not a curated record